Neltuma alba is the source of this 1524-nucleotide messenger RNA. Its product is annotated as probable serine/threonine-protein kinase PBL23. Gene Ontology annotation, biological process: protein phosphorylation. The record is from RefSeq and is a predicted model, not a curated record. The coding region runs from base 1 to 1392 and encodes 463 amino acids. Gene Ontology annotation, molecular function: ATP binding; protein kinase activity. Lineage: Eukaryota; Viridiplantae; Streptophyta; Magnoliopsida; Fabales; Fabaceae. The transcript is spliced from 5 exons.
AUGGAUUGUUUCCCAUGCUGCAAUAAGCAAGUUGAAACGGUUCCUUUGAGCAAAAGCCAAAUGGACUAUGCACCGUCCAGGAAAUCCACGUUGAAAUCUUUUUUAGGGGCUCUCUCUUCCAAAACAGGUAGCAGCAGGCAAAGACACAUUACAGCUGAGAUACGAAAAUAUGGAACAGCCAAGAACAAUGCCCGAGUCUUCACAGUUCAAGAACUCGCCUCUGCAACUGACAACUUCAGUUCUGACUGUUUGAUCGGUGAAGGUGGUUUUGGCAAUGUCUACAAAGGAUAUAUACAAAGCAUUAAUCAAGCUGUGGCCGUGAAGCGACUGGACAGGAAUAAAUUGCAAGGAAGUAGAGAAUUCUUUUCAGAAGUUGUAACGUUGAGUUUGGUGAAGCACCCAAACCUCGUCAAGCUCAUAGGUUAUUGUGUUGAAGGAGAUCAACGGAUGUUAGUUUAUGAAUUGAUGUCCAAGGGCAGCCUCGAAAGCCACCUUCUAGAUUUAGGACCAGAUAAGGAGGGACUGGAUUGGGCAACGAGAAUGAAAAUAGCAGAAGGAGCAGCGAGAGGAUUGGAGUAUCUGCAUGAAGAAGCAGAUCCACCGAUAAUAUACAGAGACUUGAAGGCAUCGAACAUAUUGUUGGAUGAGAACUUCAAUGCGAAGCUGUCAGAUUUUGGGCUGGCAAAGAUGGGACCAACAGAAGAAGGGAAGGAUCACGUGUCGACGAGGGUGAUGGGAACAUUUGGGUAUUGUUCUCCAGAGUAUGCUUUGACGGGGCGUGUCACUACAAAGUCAGAUGUUUAUAGUUUUGGAGUAGUGUUAAUGGAGAUCAUCACUGGAAGAAGAGUGUAUGACACUGCUAGAGCAGAAGAAGAGCAAAACCUUAUUGACUGGGCACAGCCACUGCUAGAGGACAGAGAGAAGUUCACAUUAAUGGCAGAUCCAUUGCUGAAAGGUAACUUCCCAGUGAAGGGACUGUUUAAAGCACUUGCAGUGGCAGCCAUGUGUCUGCAGGAAGAAGCAGACACAAGACCAUUGAUGAGUGAUGUAGUAACAGCGCUUCAGCACAUAACACUCCCAGUAAAUGGUGAAGAAGAUGAACUUAACAAAGGAGAAUCUGUAAAAGUUGCAGGCCAUGUUGAAUCAUUUAGGGUUGGAAGCUCACGUGUAGACAGUCAACAAUAUCAAACAAGGGUUGGAAGUUCAAGCGUAGGCCGUCAACAACAUCACAGAGUGGGAAGUUCAAGUAUAGGCCAUCAAAACCAUCACAGGGCUGGAAGUUCAAGUGCAGGCCAUCAAAACCAUCACAGGGUUGGAAGUUCAAGUGUGGGCCAUCAACAACAUCACAGGGUUGGGAGUUCAAGUGUAGAUCAACAAAAUCAACAAUUGUAGCAACAUCAUUCAACAUGGGGGAUUCAAAAAGGAAAAAAAAUUGAUGCACACUGAAUUAAAAAAAGAAUGUGUUGCAGAGAUCAGCGUGCUUAGUUGUAUCGUAGUUUUUCUGUUUAUACAAUAUCUAAUAAA